Molecule: messenger RNA, 390 nt
Organism: Capronia coronata CBS 617.96
Lineage: Eukaryota; Fungi; Ascomycota; Eurotiomycetes; Chaetothyriales; Herpotrichiellaceae
Product: NADH dehydrogenase (ubiquinone) 1 alpha subcomplex 6
Exons: 4
Coding region: 1-390 (129 amino acids)
Biological process (GO): response to oxidative stress
Source: RefSeq, a predicted model, not a curated record
AUGACCAUCAACCCUACUUACCUCGCCCAGCGAACACGGUCGUCGAUCAAUUGGUCGGAUGCGCGCCGACGAGUCCUGAAGUCCUAUCGAGAAUGGCUGAGAGCUAGUCCGGAGAUCCAGUCGAUGUACUCUCUCAACAUGCCCGUCUCCAAGAUCCGCACGAAGGUCAGACAAGAGUUCGAGAAGCACAGAUAUGUCAACAACAUCCAGGCCGUGGAUGUGCUCAUCACGCACAGCCACGCUGAGUUCCAAGAGACGUUGAACUUCUGGAAGCAGAAUACGCAUGUCAUGAAGUACUUCAGGCCGGAGGAAGACGACAACGCCAGAUUACCAAGCAACUUCAUCAGUGGUUUCCUCGAGGUAGGUUUACAAAGCUUGUGGACGAAUUAA